Molecule: messenger RNA, 1113 nt
Organism: Hyalella azteca
Lineage: Eukaryota; Metazoa; Arthropoda; Malacostraca; Amphipoda; Hyalellidae
Product: succinate dehydrogenase cytochrome b560 subunit, mitochondrial-like
Exons: 3
Coding region: 1-414 (137 amino acids)
Biological process (GO): mitochondrial electron transport, succinate to ubiquinone; tricarboxylic acid cycle
Cellular component (GO): membrane
Molecular function (GO): electron transfer activity; succinate dehydrogenase activity
Source: RefSeq, a predicted model, not a curated record
AUGAUAUNGCCCCCCACUGAGGAAUACUUUGCCAAGAACCAGCGUCUGGGCCGCCCCCUCAGCCCCCACCUGUCCAUCUACAAGCCCCAGCUGACCUCCGUGCUGAGCAUCUCACACCGGGCCACCGGCGUCCUCCUGUCCUCCCUCUUGUCUGGCUUUGGCAUCGGCAUGCUGGUGCUGCCCGCCUCCUACCCCUACUACGUGGCGCUGCUCUCCCAGGCGCACUACGGCGCCGCCGUCGUCUUCACCGUCAAGUUCUGCAUGGCCUUCCCCUUCCUGUUCCAUGCCUUCAACGGCGUCCGCCAUCUUGCGUGGGACUUGGGCUACGGGUUCACGCUGCGCACGCUCUACAAGUCGGGCUACGGAGUGACGGCACUCGCCCUCCUCUCCGCGCUGGCCGUCGCCAGCUACUGAGUCGUAACCGCCAGCGACCGCCUUAUAUAUACUCGGGGAAAUGGGUGAAACUCCCGUAUAUUGAUGCACUUUUUCGCCUAAGUGUAGUUCAUCCUGACCAAGUUAAUCCCUGCAAAUUAGCGUAUCCGUGCUACGCGAGAAAGUGCGUCUCUAUAUGGAUAAUAUGACCCAUUCAUUUUAUGAGUGUAUGCGCUCCUGGGAAGGUACCUGCACUGAAACGUUCUGCACAUUCUCGGAACAAUGAUUAGCCUUUGUUUAUGUUAUGGCAGAUGCCAACUAGGCUUUUAUUUAUGUUAUGGCAGGUGACAACUAGGAUUUUGUUUGUUAUGGCAGGGGCCGACUAAGCUUUUGUUUAUUUUAUGGCAGUAGCGAGACUUGUAGGGUGCCAAGUAGGCUCUUGUUUAUGUUAUGGCAGGUGCCAACUAGGCUUUUGUUUAUGUUAUGGCAGUAACGAGACUUGAAGGGUGCCAUCUAGGCUUUUAUGUUAUGGUAGGUGCCAACUAGGCUUUUGUUUAUGUAAUGACAUUUAGGGUGCCCAACUAGUCUUUUAUUUAGUAAUUCGCCACGGCCGACAGUUCCAACAAUGUGCAGACGGCGGCAGUGAGAGCACUGGUCCUGUACUCCGCUUGUAUUGUACAGUACAUCUGAGUUGUUAUAACUGAAUAUUAGGCAGUUAUUUCUGAAUAAAUAUUAACAAAU